Messenger RNA from Ailuropoda melanoleuca (giant panda), 3958 nucleotides. RefSeq names its product protein kinase C gamma (gene PRKCG). The transcript has 16 exons. Gene Ontology annotation, molecular function: zinc ion binding; ATP binding; diacylglycerol-dependent serine/threonine kinase activity. The record is from RefSeq and is a predicted model, not a curated record. Gene Ontology annotation, biological process: protein phosphorylation. Bases 1480 to 3189 code for a protein of 569 amino acids. NCBI's taxonomy places the organism in Eukaryota, Metazoa, Chordata, Mammalia, Carnivora, Ursidae.
CCCCCGCCCUCACCCCCUCGGCGUCCGUCCCAAUUUCUCCUGCUAUUUUUAAGGCUGGGAGGGGAGGGGGGCUGGAGAGAUAGGGGGAGCUAGUCUGGCCCAGAUUCCCUGCCCUUGGCCUGGAAAGGGGAAAUGAGAGGGGGCUGAGACAGGCUGGGGACACAAGUGGGGGACAGAGAAGAUGCAGGGGUGAGGGGACCGAAGACGAGAGUUGGAAGGGGUGGGGCUGUCAUCCAGGGGUCAAGAGAUUAAAAAUAUGGAGAGUUGAGGGACAGAGAGAGAGAUAACUAUUAAUGCAGGCACUGAGAUUAGACAGAGAGAGAAUCUCAGAAAUGCAGAAGAAGUUGGAGACCCAGACAGAGAGAGAGAGAGGCAUGGAACAGAGACAGCAGCCCAGGAGGAGAAGGUGAGCCACAGGAGCUGAGAGAGACAGACGGAGACAAGAAACCCAGAGAAGCAGGGCUGCAGAUACCCAGAGAGACAAGCUAGAAUAGAAAAUUGUAGAUAUGGAGAAGGAUUUCUGAGAUGCCAAGAAGGACGCCCAGGGAGACCCUUCGAUGCACACACAUGAGCACACACACACACACAGGUGCACGUAUACGCACAUAUCCCCCAUGAGCACACACACGUGCAUAUACAAGAUCCCUCAUGCACGCACACAUACACACACACAGACACACACAACCUCUCUCUCCCUCCCUCUGCUUCCCACGACUUACAAGAACAGUCGACCCUGUGGCCCAUUCCUGGUCCCUCCUUCACUUUCUGUCUGGCUGUGGGGCUCUUCUCUCGGAGCCUCUAUCUAUGCUGUCCAGGAUGGUAGCCACCGGCCACACCUCGAUAGCUAGAAUUGCACUUGGGGGGGCUACCAUGACUGGCCAACGGAAACCUAAACCCCAUUUAAUCUGAACUGAUUUAAAUUUAAACAGCCACGUGUGGUUAGUGACUACUGGGUGGGACAGCAUAUAAAUCCCGACCUCCCCCGGCUUGUUUUGGUAGUUCAAUGAAGCCAGGGGGCUUGAGAGUCUAGCCCAGGUUUUGACGUAGGGUUGGAGCCAGUUUUACGAUUAGCAGAUGAAGAAAGAGACAGAAUGAGAACCUGAGACAGAGAGAGAGAGAGGGACAGAGAGAGCUCCAGAAGUCCAUGGGACAUUUUGCCAGCUGCUUAGGGGAAGAAAAUUGAAGUUUGCAUAGAGGGUAUGAUUUCAUAGAACAUAUAUUGAGCUCCACUGUCUACUAGCAUCCAUAUAUGUCGUUGAUGAGCCGCCUUGCCUGCCCACCUGCACCCCCAACACCAUUUCUGAUUUAUCCAGCGCUCACUGCACGCGCUCAGCAGCUAUCUUGCAGACAGCACAGGAGAGUGUCUGCACAACAUACAAGGACCCCCGGAACAAGCACAAGUUCCGUCUGCACAGCUACAGCAGCCCCACCUUUUGCGACCACUGCGGCUCCCUCCUCUACGGGCUGGUGCACCAGGGCAUGAAAUGCUCCUGCUGCGAGAUGAACGUGCACCGACGCUGUGUGCGCAGCGUGCCCUCUCUGUGCGGGGUGGACCACACCGAGCGCCGUGGGCGCCUGCAGCUGGAAAUCCGGGCACCGACGGCAGAUGAGAUACACGUCACAGUUGGCGAGGCCCGUAACCUCAUCCCGAUGGAUCCCAAUGGUCUGUCUGAUCCCUAUGUGAAGCUGAAGCUCAUCCCAGACCCUCGGAACUUGACGAAACAGAAGACCCGAACAGUGAAAGCCACACUAAACCCUGUGUGGAACGAGACCUUUGUGUUCAACUUGAAGCCGGGGGACGUGGAGCGCCGGCUCAGCGUGGAGGUGUGGGACUGGGACCGGACUUCCCGCAAUGAUUUCAUGGGUGCCAUGUCCUUCGGUGUCUCGGAGCUGCUCAAGGCGCCGGUGGACGGCUGGUACAAGUUACUGAACCAGGAGGAGGGCGAGUAUUACAAUGUGCCGGUGGCUGACGCUGACAACUGCAGCCUCCUCCAGAAAUUUGAGGCCUGUAACUACCCACUGGAACUGUAUGAGCGGGUGCGGAUGGGUCCCUCUUCGUCUCCCAUCCCUUCCCCAUCCCCCAGUCCCACCGACUCCAAGCGCUGUUUCUUUGGGACAAGCCCUGGACGUCUGCACAUCUCUGACUUCAGCUUCCUCAUGGUUCUAGGAAAAGGCAGUUUUGGGAAGGUGAUGCUGGCUGAGCGCAGGGGCUCCGAUGAGCUCUACGCCAUCAAGAUCCUGAAGAAAGACGUGAUUGUUCAGGAUGACGACGUGGACUGCACCCUGGUGGAGAAGCGAGUGCUGGCCCUGGGGGGCCGAGGCCCGGGCGGCCGGCCCCACUUUCUCACCCAGCUGCAUUCGACCUUCCAGACCCCGGAUCGCCUGUAUUUUGUGAUGGAGUAUGUCACGGGGGGCGACCUGAUGUACCACAUCCAGCAGUUGGGCAAGUUUAAGGAGCCCCAUGCAGCGUUCUACGCAGCGGAAAUCGCCAUCGGCCUCUUCUUCCUUCACAAUCAGGGCAUCAUCUACCGGGACCUGAAACUAGACAACGUGAUGCUGGACGCAGAAGGACACAUCAAAAUCACGGACUUCGGCAUGUGUAAGGAGAACGUCUUCCCCGGGACCACGACCCGCACCUUCUGCGGGACCCCAGACUACAUAGCCCCUGAGAUCAUUGCCUACCAGCCCUAUGGGAAGUCUGUGGAUUGGUGGUCCUUUGGGGUUCUGCUGUAUGAGAUGCUGGCAGGACAGCCCCCUUUUGACGGGGAGGAUGAGGAAGAGCUGUUUCAGGCCAUCAUGGAACAAACUGUCACUUACCCCAAGUCACUUUCCCGGGAAGCCGUGGCGAUCUGCAAGGGGUUCCUAACUAAGCACCCAGCGAAGCGCCUGGGCUCGGGGCCAGACGGGGAGCCCGCCAUCCGUGCUCAUGGCUUUUUCCGCUGGAUGGACUGGGAGCGCCUGGAACGACUGGAGAUCGCGCCUCCGUUCAGACCCCGUCCGUGUGGACGCAGCGGUGAGAACUUCGACAAAUUCUUCACGCGGGCGGCGCCAGCGCUGACCCCGCCAGACCGCCUAGUGUUGGCCAGCAUCGACCAGGCCGAUUUCCAAGGCUUCACCUACGUGAACCCGGAUUUCGUGCACCCAGAUGCCCGCAGCCCCAUCAGCCCUCCGCCUGUGCCAGUCAUGUAAUCUCUCCUGCCGCCACUAGGUGUCCCCAUUGCUCCCUCCCCGCACCAGCCUUAGCCCCCUCUUCACCCCCUUUCCAAUUUAGAUCUUGCUCCCCAGCAUUCUAGCCUCUGCCCUGUGGGUGCUAGGUGCCCUUCCCCAGCGUUCCUGGCAUUCUAAACUCCACACAGUCUCUAGAGCCUUACCAUGUUCUAGAUUCUGCUGGGCUGAGCCCUGGAUUCUCCCCCACCUCAGUGUUCUGGACUGUCCUCUACCAGGUUCCAGAACCACCACCAUUAUCCCAAUUCCAUGGGGUUCUAGACUCCAUUAUGGUAGAAUCCGUGCCUCGUGCCUCUCUCUCUCUCUCUCUUUUUUUUUUUUUUUCUUUUUUGCUUUCCGGGAAAUAGUCUCAUGGGGUGGGCUGUUCCAGACUUGGAUUUCAGAACAAACCCCCACUUCUGAUCCCCCCUCCACUCCAUUCUGGAGUAAGUGGGAGGCUGUGCCCCCAUGCUCCAGAGCUCCCCUUCUACACUCUAGGGAUUCCUGGGGUGUAUGAAGGAUUCUUACCCCAGCUGUUCUCAAUCAGCUUUUGUUCUAGCCGCCCCCACCCUAAACCCAUCAGUGCUCGCCUGCCAGGUGCAUGGCUCCAGUCCUGCUCGGAACCCCUCCUCCCUCCUGCUCCCCCCGCCCCACCUCGUGCCUGCCACUCUCCGGGAUUCUCUCCUCCUCCCCGGGCCCACUCUUCUCUUUGGCUCUCCCACCCGGCCACAGCUGCUGGAGAAUAAAUUUGGGA